AGGGGCCACUUAAGGCGGAGCCGGCGUUCUGGCAGCGCCGGAGCCAGGCGGCAGAGCCAGCAGGGUUGGCACUUACCCACGACCCCCCCUUCCCUUCUAUGAUGGCCCGUCAGUAGCAGGUUCCAGACCCCCCAAGGGUAUGUAGGCAGAGCUAGCAGCAGCCAGGUGCGCAGAGCCACAGAGCUCUAGGGCACUCUGGGGGCAGCUCUGCCUGCUGCGCUCUGUGGUGCCUGGGGAGAUGCCCAAGUGACGGGCGAGCUGGUGAGAACAAGAACGUUCCCUUUUGGCCCGAGUCCGCUGCAUCUAUGGCGCUGCCGGCCAGUCUGGUGCCCCUGUGCUGCUUGGCACUUCUGGCGCUGCCGGCUCAGAGCUGCGGGCCGGGCCGGGGACCGGUCGGCCGGCGCCGCUACGUGCGCAAACAGCUCGUGCCGCUGCUCUACAAGCAAUUUGUGCCCAGCGUGCCCGAGCGGACCCUGGGCGCCAGUGGGCCAGCUGAGGGGAGGGUGACAAGAGGUUCUGAGCGCUUCCGGGACCUGGUGCCUAACUACAACCCCGACAUCAUCUUCAAGGAUGAGGAGAACAGUGGUGCAGACCGCCUGAUGACCGAGCGUUGUAAGGAGCGGGUGAACGCGCUGGCCAUAGCCGUGAUGAACAUGUGGCCCGGAGUGCGCCUACGGGUGACCGAGGGCUGGGACGAGGACGGCCACCACGCGCAGGACUCACUUCAUUACGAAGGACGUGCCUUGGAUAUCACCACAUCCGACCGCGACCGCAACAAGUAUGGGUUGCUGGCGCGCCUGGCCGUGGAAGCCGGCUUCGACUGGGUCUACUAUGAGUCCCGCAACCACGUCCACGUGUCGGUCAAAGCCGAUAACUCUCUGGCGGUCAGGGCAGGCGGCUGCUUUCCGGGAAAUGCCACCGUGCGCCUGCGGAGCGGCGAGCGGAAGGGGCUGCGGGAACUGCAUCGCGGAGACUGGGUGCUGGCGGCAGACGCGGCCGGCCGGGUGGUGCCCACGCCCGUAUUGCUCUUCCUGGACCGGGACUUGCAGCGCCGGGCCUCCUUCGUAGCUGUGGAGACCGAGCGGCCCCCGCGCAAGCUGUUGCUCACGCCCUGGCACUUGGUGUUCGCGGCUCGGGGGCCAGCGCCCGCGCCAGGCGACUUUGCACCGGUGUUCGCGCGCCGGUUGCGCGCGGGGGACUCGGUGCUGGCGCCGGGCGGGGACGCCCUUAGGCCGGCGCGCGUGGCCCGCGUGGCGCGGGAGGAAGCCGUGGGCGUUUUCGCACCGCUUACAGCGCACGGGACGCUGCUGGUCAACGAUGUCCUGGCCUCAUGCUACGCGGUUCUGGAAAGUCACCAGUGGGCGCACCGCGCCUUUGCUCCUUUGCGCCUGCUGCACGCCCUGGGGGCGCUGCUUCCGGGCGGGGCCGUUCAGCCGACUGGCAUGCAUUGCAGGUCGUCCUGCCUUGCUUCCUCCUCUCUGGAGGCCUCCCUGUCGACCAGCAACUGAGACCAGAAGAGUCUGCCCUUUUCUAGGCUGCUAGUUCUUUUUCCCACCAGAGAGGACUAGCAUUCUGCCCACGUGUCUGCAUACCCGACUGUUGAAGAGACCAGGGUUAUCCAAAGAACAAGACAACUCAAACGCAUUCUUUAUCUGUUUAUAGGGGCUCCAAAGGAGGUUCAAGCCAUUUUAGGUACUGAUACUUAAAGAAUUCUGGCUCCCAUUUGUUAGCCUGCAGUCUCCCCUGCUCGAGAAUCACCAUAGCCUGCAUUCUACUCUGGUGUGUGUGCAGUGGGGGGUGGGGGUGGGGUGUCUACAUGGGACUCAUUUUUUUUUCCCCUUGGGAGGAGACUGGACCAACUGACAACUCAUGGCAAUCCCUCAGCUCAGUUCAGUCGCUCAGUCAUGUCCGACUCUUUGCAACCCCAUGGACUGCAGCACACCAGCCUCCCUCUCCAUCACCAACUCCCAGAGUUUAUUCAAACUCAUGUCCAUUGAGUUGGUG
Molecule: messenger RNA, 2004 nt
Organism: Bubalus bubalis (water buffalo)
Lineage: Eukaryota; Metazoa; Chordata; Mammalia; Artiodactyla; Bovidae
Gene: DHH
Product: desert hedgehog signaling molecule
Exons: 4
Coding region: 306-1508 (400 amino acids)
Biological process (GO): protein autoprocessing; intein-mediated protein splicing; cell-cell signaling
Molecular function (GO): calcium ion binding; patched binding
Source: RefSeq, a predicted model, not a curated record